GCAUGCUCGUUCCGUGACCCCAGCUUGAGGUGACGGUCCGAACCGAGGCGGGGGCCCCAAGCAGGAGGCUGCAGGACCUGCCGCGGCUCCUUCGUCGGAGAGGGAGGUCUCCGCUGCCGCCGCCGCCCGACCGGUGCCCGGACGGAGCCCCUGGACUGCCAGGUUGCUUACCCGGGAGGAGGAGGAAGAGGAGAAAUCCGUCUGCUGGGGCCUGAGCGUGGCCUGGGGGACCGACCAUCGUCCCAGGAUGCCCCUGCCCGAGCCCAGCGAGCAGGAGGGUGAGAGUGUGAAGGCUGGCCAGGAGCCGUCCCCCGAGUCCUCUGAGCCAGGGACCGAUGUCGUCCCCGCAGCCCCCAGGAAGCCCAGGAAGUUCUCCAAACUGGUCCUGCUGACAGCCUCUAAGGACAGUGCCAAGGUGGCAGGGGCCAAGCGCAAAGGAGUCCACUGCAUCAUGUCCCUGGGGGUGCCGGGCCCCGCCACCCUCGCUAAAGCCCUCCUCAAGAUCCAUCCUGAGGCUCAGAGGGCCAUUGAGGCGCCCCCCCAGGAGCCUGAGCAGAAACGCAGCAAGCUGGACACAGAUGGAAAAGAAGCUGGAAGGUUGGCAGGGCAACCUGCCCCCAGCACGGAGGUGGUCGGGGAGGAGUCCACCGCAGACGCCAUCGUGCCCGGCACGGUCCUGUAACCCUGACAAGCGCGGGUGCGCCCUUACUGGGUCAGUGAACUUGGCUGUGACCUCUGCCUGGGACCCAGUUGCCAACUGAUUUUCAUUCUCAAACACCAUGUAAUUUUUUUCAAAUCAAGCAUACAUUACUUUUGUAAGCAGAAAGAAACCCAAAAACAAUAAAAGAAGCUAUAAGCCAGGUCCCAUUAUGGACAGGUUUUAAAACCUUCCAUGAUUUCGGGUCCUUUGAGACCCAACUGGGACCCCACCAGCCCUCCUCUGGUCCUUCCCCAGGGGCUGCCUGGCCUGGGCAGUCUCCCAGACCCCCUGGCCCCUCAGCCUGGGGACAAUGACUAGGUGGGGUCUUUGAGCAUUCUCCUUCCUGCUGCUCUUGGCCUGAAAGGGAGCAGUGGGACCCCCUGCUCUGAGCCCCAGGGAAGCCCAUCCAGCCCUUUCCUGACCGUCCCUCCAGGACUUGUUCCCAGAAGGCCUCAGCCUGCUCCUCCUGGACCAUCAGGAGGCUAGCCUCUUCCAGGGAGCCACACGGACUGACAGCUUUCCUCCACCCCGCAUGGGGGACCUGUGUUCGUGGCUACCCAGGGUUCUGCUGAGGAAGGGGUGGGCCUGCGGGAUGGGGGGGGGUGGACCCCGACAGAAGUGUAUGACGGCCCCAUUGUCCUUCUGGGUGUUUCGGAGCUCAGAUUCCCGGGGACCUCAGCCCCUCCCCCGGCACCUUGGGUGCCACACCCCCCGGAGGAGGAAGUGAAGGAACGCACGGGUACCCCCCUGCAAGCGGAAGUCAGGGUUCCCCGGAGGCCCCCCCCCCACAGGAGAGGCUUCAGCCUCGCGUUGCUUCCCCACACGUGGUCCUCAUUUUUUUGAAAACUGCCAUUGGGCAAAGGACACAGAUCAUUUCUAAAGAGUUGAGUCUAGAGGCCUUAUGUUUUUAAACCUCAUUUUCCCAAACGUAACCUGGGUCUGCCGACCCCUCCGAGGAAAAGUGAGUUACUCCGCGAGUCCCCUUGUGCAGCUCCAUUUCGCUCCCCUCCUUUUACAGCUGGUUGUUUGUAACAUUCAUGUUCUGGAAGCGUCGUUUUUAAAGUUCCUUUGUCUUGGCUCUGUGUCUAAAUAGAUCUCCGUUCCUCA
This is a messenger RNA of Acinonyx jubatus (cheetah), 1807 nucleotides long. RefSeq names its product FLYWCH family member 2 (gene FLYWCH2). Lineage: Eukaryota; Metazoa; Chordata; Mammalia; Carnivora; Felidae. The coding region runs from base 248 to 682 and encodes 144 amino acids. The record is from RefSeq and is a predicted model, not a curated record. The transcript is spliced from 3 exons.